Messenger RNA from Engraulis encrasicolus (European anchovy), 4391 nucleotides. Its product is annotated as inhibitory synaptic factor 2A. Gene Ontology annotation, cellular component: postsynaptic density. The transcript is spliced from 4 exons. The record is from RefSeq and is a predicted model, not a curated record. Gene Ontology annotation, biological process: inhibitory postsynaptic potential. NCBI's taxonomy places the organism in Eukaryota, Metazoa, Chordata, Actinopteri, Clupeiformes, Engraulidae. Bases 159 to 1847 code for a protein of 562 amino acids.
AUCAUCAGUCUCUAUGUUAAAAGACAACCAAGCUGAAUUUUCUCACUAUUUUGGCCUUUCUUUUCUGUGCAUCUCUCUGUCUCUCUGGUCUCUGCAUUAGUCUCUGUGAUUGCAAGCCAAUAUAAUUACAAUACUAACACGGUUGUGUCUUGUGUAUUAUGUAUUGUGAUCCAUAUGAUAAAUGUGGGAUGUUAAGCACAUCGGUGACUGGUUGUCUUUGUUUUUCUUUUCUUCUCUGCACAGGAACUAUGGUGAGCAAGGAGGCUGGAAAGUGCAUGCUCACCAACUCUGAGUCGGACUCGGAGACAGCGCCCUCUCUUGCCCUGGAGGUGAAGUCUCCGGACGGGCAGGUGCAGGUGCGCAAGCGGAACAAGGCCUUGCAGGUGCGCUUCAAGGACAUCUGCGAGGCGCAGAACGAGCAGGCGGCGGCGGCGGCAGCGGCGGCGGCGAAAGGAGGCCACCCCGUGCCCUACAGGAAGUACAUGACCGUCCCCGCCAGGCGCUCGAUACCCAACGUCACGAAGAGCACGGGUGUCCAGACAUCCCCCAAUUUGCGCAAGCGCUACCAGACUUUCCCGUUUGAGCGCAAGAAGGGCCACCACACCAUCAAGCACGCCGCGGCGGUCGAGCCCUUGCGGGGAGGUGGCGGUGGUCAGGACAAUGGGUUCGUGAUCGACUCCAAACGUGCCAAGGCGGCGGGGGCGGGGCCGACGGACUACCCAGUGGCAACGUUGCCAGUCAGGCCGAGUUCGGCGCGCAGCAGCAGUCUGGGACGCACGGAGAAGACGCACGCCCAGCUGCACACCUGCGUGGCCACGGUGGAGCUCCACCCGCGCCGGGGGAACGACGACUGCGGCGUUGACGGGCCGCUCUCGUCCGACUCCAUCCUGCUCAGCUGCUCGGCCGACGAGGGCGACACGGUGGCCAGCAUCAGCGCGGACGCAGACGACUCUACGGACUACAGUGGAAGCAGAAGCAGCAGACCCCAACGGAGCCACCACCACCACCACCAGCACCACCAGCACGGACGCGACCACGACCAUGACGCGACCUCCAGGAGGCUCAAUGCAGAGGAGACGGGGGGCGGGGGUCAGUCGGACUCUGGGGUUACGGGGCCCAUUGCCUGGAACUCUCUGACCCAGGUGGAGGGCUUGGAGCACCUGGAGAGCCCGCCGGCGCACGGCGCCAAGCGCAAGAAGGGCAUGCAGCUGAACGGGCUGCAGUCUCAGACGCUUCCUCGCGCCGCCAGUUGCACCACGCAGGCGCAGUGCCACGCGGGCACCCUGUCGGCACGACCCCUGCGCGCCAUGGAGGAAGUAGCCGUCUCCACGGUGGCGACCACGACCACCGCCGCCACGACGACCUCCGGAGCGGCGGCCGAUGGGAGGGGUAGCGCUGGUGGUGGUGUCGGUGGUGCAGCUGGUGCGUCGGACGGGGAGGGGUGUAAACAGAUUGUGCCCGUGGCUCAGGACGGAGAUAUAAAAGCACAGCUGUCGGCCAUGGAGAACAUGAUCAGCUCCAGCCAGGAGACCAUCAAGGUGCUGCUGGGGGUCAUUCAGGAGCUGGAGAAGGGGGAGGCGCACAGAGAAGGCCUCUCCUAUCGAACAGGACAGGACACGGCCAACUGUGACACGUGUCGGAACAGCGCAUGCAUUAUUUACAGUGUGGAGCUGGACUUUAAGCAGCAGGAGGACAAGCUGCAGCCCCUGAUGAAGCGCCUGUGUCCCACGGACGACUCGCCCUUCCCCUGCCUGCCUUACAGCCACGAGGCGUUCACCUCCACACCCAAACGCAAGGCCAAAGCAGAGGCCAAGAAGCACGGCCGGUGGAAACUAUGGUUCCUCUGACUCUACUCCACCCCACUCCACUCCGAACAGAUCAGGACUUCACUCCACUACGAUCAGCACGGCCGAUGGAAACUAUGGUUCCUCUGACUCCACCCCACUCCACUCCACUCCGAACAGAUCAGGACUUCACUCCACUACGAUCAGCACGGCCGAUGGAAACUAUGGUUCCACUGACUUCACUCUACUCCACUCCGAUCCCCUCAGCACAGCCGGUGGAAACUAUGGUUCCUCUGACUCGACUGUACUCCACUCCACUCCACUCCACUCCGAACAGAUCAGGACUUCACUCCACUACGAUCAGCACGGCCGAUAGGAACUAUGGUUCCACUGACUUCACUCCUCCCCACUCCACUCAAAACGGGUGUGGGAAACUAUGGUUUCUCUGACUCCACUCCACUCCGCUCCGAUCCCCUCAGCACAGCCGGUGGAAACUAUGGUUCCACUGACUUCACUCUACUCCGCUCUGAUACCCUCAGCACUUCACCUCACAGCGUCCACUACUUCCUCCUUCCUCUGUGAGGAUGAGGCCCUUUCUCCUCCAGCAAAUCCUUCAAACACUUUAAACAAUACAAUUCAAUUCAAUUCAAUUCAGCGCUUCAUUUUUGAUGAUGAAUAAAUCAUAUUUGGAAAAAAAAAGAAAAAUAUAUAGCUAGCCGUGCUAUCAGCUAAUGAUCCGCAACGCUGCUGCUUAGCAACAUGCUUUGGGAUUCUACUCCUGGUCUUGGAAUUUAAGAGGCCAGUUGCUGGGUGGGUACGGUGUGGCACCGAGGGGUUUUUUUUUUUUAGCCCUCUCAUGGUUUCCAAAAUGGAUUCCAAUUAAUUCUGGAUGUAAUUUUCUGAAGUUGAGCGUGAAAUUACACUACAGCAACUUUACUUGCAGAUCAGCAAGGUGAAAAGAAAAUUGGAUUAACUUUUUUUUUUCCUUCUCCAGUGGCUGUGGACUUACAAUUUAUAUGUUUAAAGGCUACAGAUACCUCUUUCAAUUAGCAUUUGAUUCGAAGGAACAUUUCCUUACUCUCUUCUACAUACUAAGCUACAGGAGAUCACUGCUUUCUUUUUUUGGGGGGAAUAAUCUGCACUGAUAUCAACUCAGCAUACAGUCACGAUAAAGCACAAAUGAAACACUGGAUAUGGGAAUUGAUCCCCAAGACUGCAAGAAGAGGAGUUAUCAUUUAUCAAAAAAUAUAUAUGGACAAACGCAGGAGCUCUACAUAACGCGACAGGACGGAUGUGGAUUAUAUUUUGAUUACUCAAGUCGUCGUGGGCAACAACAUUUUGACUGAAAGGAAUUUCAAAGUCUGGACUAUGGGAAUAUUUCCAGACAUCCAUCGACUUUGGGGGGAAAAAAAAAGAAGAAAAAAAAUAAAUAAUAAUAAUACAAAUUCCACAACAAAAAAAAUAACUUAUUUUUGUAGAGUCAACUAUUAAAGCAUCUGCAAAACAUGAUUUUCUAUAUAAAAGAAAACAAACUAUAUCUCACUUAUCAGACUUAUUGGGCUGUGAGUCCGCUUUCGGAUUGAUGACAUAUUUGGUAACAGCAAAUGAUUUUGAUACAGUUCCUAAUUUCACAUCAUCCAACUUUCAUAAUCUCAUUGGCAAAAUGAAGCCAUUUAGGCAAUGGGAUGAGGACUUUAUAUGUACACGCAUUAUUUAAAUUUAAGGGUCUGCCCUUAUUAAAAUAUAUUUAAAACACACAGCAAAACAACCUCUGGCGCAUAUGCAUCACUACUCAUUACAUACUAUCCAUUAUAUUCAAACUAAAAAAAUCUGCACUGAGAAGAGACACACUCCUAAACUAAUCCAUCAGGAGCGUGUGUGUGUGACGGACUGCUAUCCACCAUUAUAACAAGCGUGAUCAGUCAUAAUUGUUUCCCAUUGUUCGACUCACACGCAGCAAAAUCACACACGCACACACAACAAAACACACCUAUACACAGACACAGACACCCUAAGACACACACAAACACACAGAUUACCAGGUGAAUAUAAAAACGACACACAAACACACAGAUUACCAGGUGAAUAUAAAAAGGACAGACAAACACACAGAUUACCAGGUGAAUAAAAACACAAGUGUGUCCCUCUCGUCUCCUCAUCCUGGUGCCGUGUGCAAGCUGCUGACUUGCAUGCUCUUUUACAAACACGUUUAAACUACUGAUUUAUUAUUUAGCUUUUACAGCAAUUACAGAAAAGUAGCAAUUUAUACAAUGUGACAAUUAUUAUUACAUUAUUACUAUUAUUAUUAUGAUUACUAUUAUUAUUGAUAAUAAUUAAGAAUAUAUUUUUCAAAGCUUAGCACCCCAUAUUAAUUUAUUGAAGCGAAGGCCCGAAGUCUACGGAAAGGAAUGUGCUUGUGUGUUGCGAGAGGAUUUCUAUGUUGUACAGCAUACAGAAAACAGGGCUAAUGACACUAUAGAGAGAGGGGUGAACUCGUAACUCCAACAUAUCAAACAAGGGGGUCAACUGAACAACACCUAGCAGAGAAUACUGGGUAACACUUUACUUGAAGCAGGUGUCAUACGCAUGACAUAAUGUCAUUCAAGU